AUGCCAAGACACAUUUGCAUUAAGUCAAAGGAUCGACUUGAUGGUUGGAAUUAUAAUUGGAUUCCAAUUGCAACCGAUGAUUCUCCCUAUGCAAGAAUGGUCAAAGAGAUCGAGGAGAAAGAGAAAUUUGUGCAGCAAUAUUAUUUGGCAAAUCAGGAACAAUUUGCUGAUGUGAGGACACUUCAAGGACAAAUGCGAAUGGAAGAUUCCACUGGUGUACAUGGCGGCUCGUUCGUUUUGCACUCUAACACUCAUGCGCGUGAACACAUCAUCAGACAUCUCGUCCGAGCUUUUUUAGUUCUUGCUAGAGCAAUCAACGAGGGUCACUUCAAUGUCAACACCUUAUUGACAGUAUCGCUGAAGGUUGAUAGCAAUUGGAAAGUUUAUUGCAAUCGAGUCAAGUUGGAUAUGAGCGAUUCAAUCUACUUGGUUGAUGUUCUGAAAAACAUUCAACGCAGCUUCAAGCGUAGUCACUGCAUGCACUACAGUUUGAAGUUCAAGUCUCAUGUGGCAAGCUACUUGUCUCAGUUGCGAGAGUUUCAAAAGACCAAGCCAUUCGAUUCGCCUCUUCGCACCACAACGGAACAAAUCGACGAUGUUCUUCGCAAAUUGAAACCAAUCUUUCAUCAUUAUUCGGUCAAGACAACAGCUGACUUCCUCAAAGCGACUUCUGUCGACAAUUUGAAAGCGGUUGACUAUAUCACUCUCACGUGCAAUCCGAAGAAUCAAGAGCCUAGAUACAUCUCUUGUGAAUCAAAGGAACCGCUUGGGGGAUGGAACAAUGGCUGGAAGCCGACAACGACAAAACGCAAGCCUUCUUACGCUAAAUUAUUGAAAGAACGAAGUGAUCAAGCAAAACUAGUCCAAGACCGAUACACAGAAAAGAAGAAACAGAAACGCUAUACGGUAGAAGCAAUGUACGAACAAGACGGCCAAAUGCGACUUGAGGAUUCUACAGGGGUUCGUGGCGGUGUAUUUGUCUUCUAUUCACAACGUUUCCAACCAGGACACCUUGCGCAAGGGUUUUGGGUGCUUGCUAAAGCCCUGAAUAGCGGGCGCUUUAACAUCAAUGAAACAGUCACCAUUACAUUGGAGAAUUGUCGAAGCAAAGGAAAAAGAGAUGAAAGGCGCCUGGAGUUGCGAGUUGAUUCACCCGGUUCUUUGAGUGUGGUUCUUAAAAAUGUUCAACGAAUUUUCGAGCAGAAUAACUGCAAGGAGUACAAACUGCACUUUAAAACCAAUGUUGCCUGCUACCUCUGCGCUUUGCCCGAAUUUGAAAAACAAUACGCCAAGUUUGAUGAUCCACUUCAAGGAAACACCGAGAUUCUUGAUGAACUGAUACAAGACUUACAGAAGGCUGGAUGU
Messenger RNA from Mesorhabditis belari, 1365 nucleotides. The record is from the annotation of a GenBank genome assembly. NCBI's taxonomy places the organism in Eukaryota, Metazoa, Nematoda, Chromadorea, Rhabditida, Rhabditidae.